This is a messenger RNA of Poecilia reticulata (guppy), 1614 nucleotides long. RefSeq names its product phosphogluconate dehydrogenase (gene pgd). The record is from RefSeq and is a predicted model, not a curated record. Gene Ontology annotation, molecular function: NADP binding; phosphogluconate dehydrogenase (decarboxylating) activity. Lineage: Eukaryota; Metazoa; Chordata; Actinopteri; Cyprinodontiformes; Poeciliidae. Gene Ontology annotation, biological process: pentose-phosphate shunt.
AUCACGUUUGGAACAGAGGAAGGAGGAAGCAAGCACCGAGAGAGGAGAACCCGAGGAGAAGCAGCUCGACUCUCAUUUUACCUCGUCUUACCUUCCACCUACUUUACCCGAGGAAAAUCAUGGCUCAAGCAGACAUUGCACUCAUUGGGUUGGCCGUCAUGGGCCAAAACCUCAUCAUGAACAUGAACGACCAUGGCUUUGUGGUCUGCGCUUACAACAGAACCGUCUCCAAGGUGCACGACUUCCUGCAGAACGAGGCAAAGGGCUCGAAGGUGGUUGGAGCCGAGUCCCUGGAGGACAUGGUGUCCAAGCUGAAGAAGCCCAGGAGGAUCAUCCUGCUGGUUAAGGCUGGACAGGCAGUGGAUGACUUCAUUGAUAAACUGGUUCCUCUGUUACAAGCCGGAGACAUCAUUAUCGACGGAGGCAACUCCGAGUACAGAGACACGACUCGGCGGUGUAAGAGCCUGAAAGAGAAGGGCUUGCUGUUCGUUGGGAGCGGAGUCAGCGGUGGAGAGGAGGGAGCUCGCUAUGGCCCCUCGCUCAUGCCUGGGGGACAUAAGGAGGCCUGGCCGCAUAUCAAAGACAUCUUCCAGAGCAUUGCUGCUAAGGUUGGGACAGGAGAGCCCUGCUGUGACUGGGUCGGAGACGAGGGCGCGGGUCACUUUGUGAAAAUGGUCCACAACGGCAUCGAGUACGGAGACAUGCAGCUGAUCUGCGAGGCCUACCACCUGAUGAAGGACGUCCUGGGGAUGGAUCACGACGAGAUGGCGAAGGCGUUCGACAGCUGGAACAAGACGGAGCUGGACUCCUUCCUGAUCGAGAUCACGGCCAACAUCCUUAAAUACAAGGACGCCGACGGGACGCACCUGUUGCCCAAGAUCCGCGACAGCGCCGGACAGAAGGGCACGGGGAAAUGGACGGCCAUUUCAGCCCUGGAGUACGGCACACCCGUCACUUUAAUCGGGGAGGCCGUCUUUGCCAGAUGCCUCUCCUCUCUGAAGGAAGAGCGGGUCCAGGCCAGCCGCAGCCUCUCCGGCCCCCAGGGGGUCAAAUUCGACGGCAACAAGGCCGCUUUCCUGGAGGACAUUAGGAAGGCUCUCUACGCCUCCAAGAUCAUUUCCUACGCGCAGGGCUUCAUGCUGCUGCGGCAGGCGGCCAAAGAGUUCGGCUGGACGCUCAACUACGGCUCCAUCGCCCUGAUGUGGCGAGGAGGCUGCAUCAUCCGAAGUGUUUUCCUCGGCAAAAUCAAAGAGGCGUUUGACCGAGACGCUGACCUGCAGAACUUGUUGCUGGACAAUUUUUUCAGCAAUGCUGUGCAAGACUGCCAGGAGUCAUGGCGCAGAACGGUCUGCGCCGGCGUCCAGCACGGCAUCCCGAUGCCCUGCUUCACCACGGCUCUGUCCUUCUACGACGGAUACAGACACGACAUGCUGCCUGCCAACCUGCUGCAGGCCCAGAGGGACUACUUUGGCGCUCACACAUACGAGCUGCUUUCAAACCCCGGGCAGUACAUCCACACCAACUGGACGGGCCACGGCGGAAACGUCUCCUCUUCCUCCUACAACGCUUAACAACCACCGUCACCUGGUGCAAAAAAAAGAAAAACAAACAAAC